Molecule: messenger RNA, 4722 nt
Organism: Elgaria multicarinata webbii
Lineage: Eukaryota; Metazoa; Chordata; Lepidosauria; Squamata; Anguidae
Gene: GAK
Product: cyclin G associated kinase
Exons: 29
Coding region: 26-4096 (1356 amino acids)
Biological process (GO): clathrin coat disassembly; clathrin-dependent endocytosis; protein phosphorylation
Cellular component (GO): vesicle; cytoplasm; intracellular membrane-bounded organelle
Molecular function (GO): clathrin binding; ATP binding; protein kinase activity
Source: RefSeq, a predicted model, not a curated record
CCCGGCUGCGCCUGGCGGAGCGGUCAUGUCGCUGCUGCAGUCGGCACUGGAGUUCCUGGCCGGGCCCGGCUCCUUGGGUGCCGCCAGCCGAGACCAAAAUGACUUCGUGGGGCAGGUGGUGGAGAUGGGGGACAUGAAGCUGCGGAUCAAGAAGGUCAUCGCCGAAGGUGGUUUUGCUUUUGUAUAUGAAGCUCAGGAUCUCGGAAGUGGCAAAGAGUAUGCUUUAAAGAGAUUACUAUCGAAUGAAGAAGAAAAGAACAAAGCCAUCAUUCAAGAAGUUUGUUUUAUGAAAAAGCUGUCUGGUCACCCAAACAUCGUCCAGUUCUGCUCUGCUGCAUCGAUAGGAAAAGAAGAAUCAGAUACCGGGCAAGGGGAGUUUCUUCUGCUCACUGAGCUGUGUAGAGGGCAACUGGUGGAAUUUUUGACGAAAGCCGAAUCCAAAGGGCCCCUCUCGUGUGAUACGGUUCUGAAGAUAUUUUACCAGACGUGUCGUGCCGUGCAACACAUGCACAAGCAGAAGCCUCCUAUUAUCCACAGGGAUCUAAAGGUUGAAAAUAUGCUAAUGAGUAACCAAGGAACAAUUAAAUUGUGUGACUUUGGGAGUGCGACAACCAUAGCACAUUACCCAGACUACAACUGGUCUGCACAAAAGAGAGCGACGGUUGAAGAUGAGAUCACAAGGAACACCACACCAAUGUAUAGGACCCCUGAAAUAAUAGACCUGUAUUCAAACUUCCCAAUUGAUGAAAAACAGGAUAUCUGGGCUUUGGGUUGCAUCCUCUACCUGUUGUGCUUUAGGCAACAUCCGUUUGAAGAUGGAGCUAAGCUUCGAAUAGUCAAUGGCAAAUAUUCCAUCCCACAAAAUGACACCAGAUACACAGUGUUUCAUGAUCUCAUUCGUUCUUCCUUGAAGGUAAACCCAGAAGAGAGGUUGUCCAUUACGGAGCUUGUGAAUCAACUGCAGGAGAUCGCAGCUGCUAGGAAUGUAAACCCAAAGUCUCCCAUCACGGAGCUUCUUGAGCAAAAUGGAGGCUAUGGAAAUAAUGCUCAGCCUAGGACAUCUUCAGCAGUGGUGCCACAGAACUCAAAACCCGCAGGACAGCUCAACAAUAUGUAUAACGCAGGUCUGACGGUAGCAGAAUGCGACCAGACGUACGGAGGGUUCUUCGAUAUCCUUAGAGGUGGGACGGAGAGGUUUCUCACAAACAUCAAGGAUACAUCUUCCAAAGUGAUUCAGUCUGUGGCAAAUUAUGCAAAGGGAGAUCUGGAUAUAUCAUACAUCACUUCCAGAAUUGCUGUGAUGUCCUUUCCAGCAGAAGGUGUUGAGUCUGCCAUAAAAAAUAAUAUAGAAGAUGUGCGGUUGUUCUUAGACUCAAAACAUCCUGGACGCUAUGCUGUCUACAAUCUGUCUCCAAGAACGUACAGACCCUCCAGAUUUCACAAUAGGGUGUCCGAAUGUGGCUGGCCAGCAAGGCGUUCACCCAACCUUCAAAACCUCUAUAGCAUUUGCAAGAACAUGCAUUUAUGGCUGAAGCAAGAUCCAAAGAAUGUUUGCAUUGUUCAUUGCCUUGAUGGAAGAGCGGCAUCUGCUGUCGUUGUCUGUUCUUUUUUAUGUUUCUGCCGUCUGUUCACCACUGCCGAAGCGGCCGUUUAUAUGUUUAGCAUGAAGCGCUGUCCCCCGGGUAUUUGGCCGUCGCAUAAGAGGUAUAUAGAAUACAUGUGCGACAUGAUGGCGGAAGAGCCCAUUAUCCCUCACAGCAAGCCCAUCCUCAUCAAGUCGAUCGUCAUGACUCCAGUCCCUCUUUUCAGCAAGCAGCGCAAUGGCUGCAGGCCUUUCUGUGAAGUUUAUGUCGGGGAUGAAAGAGUAGCCACUACCUCACAAGAAUAUGAUAAAAUGAAGGAUUUUAGAAUGGAAGACGUCAAAGCGGAAAUUCCAUUAGGCAUCACAGUCCAAGGAGAUGUUCUCAUUGUGAUCUAUCAUGCCAGAUCCACUUUAGGCGGGAGACUCCAAGCCAAGAUGGCGUCAAUGAAGAUGUUCCAGAUCCAGUUUCAUACAGGAUUCGUACCCCGGAAUGCCACUACUGUGAAAUUUGCAAAGUACGAUUUGGACGCCUGCGACAUUCAAGAGAAAUAUCCUGACUUAUUCCAAGUGAACCUGGAAGUUGAGGUGGAGCCGCGGGAUCGACCCAGCACUGAGCGAGCCCCCUGGGAUAACUUGAACAUCAAGGGUCUAAAUCCCAAGAUCCUUUUCUCCAGCCGGGAGGAACAGCAAGAGAUUUUAACCAAAUUCGGUAAGCCGGAACUACCUAGGCAGCCAGGUUCAACUGCCCAAUACGAAGCGGAAGCAUCCAAGUCGGAACAGUCUUCGGAAGGCACACCUGGGGAGCCCGAUUCUCCGCCAAGCAGCAGCACUGACGCAAAUUUCUUCCAUACCCUUGACUGGCAAGGCCACUCAAAAUCUGUUCUGAGAAAAGCUGAAGUCUGUGACGCUGACUCUGACCUGACAUCAAAAGGCCAACAUUCUGAAAUAGCACCCGAGGGCCACUUUUUGAAAACGAGUCCAGGGCCAAUUGAGGAAAGGGAUGACAGUGAGCUCUCCGACGAAGAAUUUGCUGCCUUUCCCAGCGACGCGAGACCAGCCGAGGAAAGAGAGAAACAGACCCUGGAACAGGAAGCGGACGAGCAGCUUUUUGAAGCUGACUUUGAAUCUCCCGCUGCCGCUCAGCCGGAAGGUUCUCUCGUGGAAGACAGUGUUGACUUGCUGGGACUGGAUUCGGAAGCUCCGCCCGAACUGCUCCAGCCUCCUUCAGAGAUGAAGAGUUCCUCGAGCAACGCGGACUUGCUGAACGACCUGUUCGUGGCUGGCGCGCCCGAGAGUACGGAAGACUCGACCGCAGACCUUCUGGGCGGGGGAGCGGACUUCUUCUUCGGUGGCCAACCUCAGCCCUCAGCCAAUCCCCAGGGUAGCGCUCCCUCAGCGGUAGCCGCCCCAGCUUCUGCAGCCGACCCGUUUGACCCGUUCACAGUCAACCCCGACAAUCCAACUCUUACCGGCCCUGAUCUCUUUGGCGACUUCCUUAGUCCCAAUGAACCGACAGUAUCUGGUAUGUUUCCUUCUGCGCAUAGUGCUCCACCUCCUUCCUCUAGCACAGACUUCCUUAAUUUAGGAAAUUUGGCACCAGACCCACCGAAAAUGACUUCCUCUGCAAGCCAGCCAGACCUUUUAGGAGGUUGGGAUUCAUGGGCUGAUUCCCCACCAAUUAGCACCACGGCACCAGCGCAGCCGCCGAAGAAGUCCACUUUGGAAGGCCAAAGUUUUACGACAGGAGGUCCAGCAAGUGUCUCCUCGGGCCUUUCGUUCAGUCAAGCAAAAUCGCAGAAUUUUGAUCCCUUUGCUGACCUUGCCAACCUGAGAACUGGCCUUCCAGGUGCUUCUAGUGGAGGAUUCCCAGCUGGAAGUUUUGCUCCGAAGUCCGCUCCGUCUCAGAAAGCAGGGAGCCAGUGGCAGGCUGGCAAACAGCAGACCGCUGGCACAUCGUGGCAAACUCCGGCGCAGCCGAAAGCAUCCGAGCAAGCCAGGCCAAGCGCGCAGCUGAAACCCAACUACACCGUGAAUUUCAGUGUCAUUGGAGGGCGGGAAGAGAGAGGCAUCAGGGCCCCUGGCUUUGGACAAAAACCCAAAGUUUCAGAAAACGACUUUGAAGAUCUUUUGUCGAAUCAAGGGUUUUCAGCGAAACUGGAUAGAAAAGGACCAAAGACUAUAGCUGAGAUGAGAAAGCAAGAAAUGUCUAAAGAUAUGGAUCCUCUAAAAUUAAAGCUUCUAGAUUGGAUUGAUGGAAAAGAGAGGAAUAUAAGAGCUUUAUUGUCUACUCUUCACACUGUGCUCUGGGAAGGUGAAACCAAGUGGAAACCCGUUGGCAUGGCAGACCUGGUUACCCCAGACCAUGUCAAGAAGUACUAUAGGAAGGCAGUGCUUGUUGUUCAUCCAGAUAAGGCCACGGGGCAGCCCUACGAACAGUACGCCAAAAUGAUCUUCAUGGAGCUGAACGACGCGUGGUCAGAAUUUGAAAACCAAGGAUCAAAAUCGCUUUUCUAAUAUGCUCCCUUUUGCAGGGGGAGGAUUUCGAAAUGUAUUGGCAGCGAAACCGAAAUCUUGAGUGCUGUUAGUGUAACCUCCUUAGGCCGAGGAGGGGAGGGGAGGUGGGGGGAGAGACCUUUCCCGAUUGUUGCACACCUUGAAACUAUACACUCACAAUUUGGCGCGUAUUGUAGGACAUAGAAUACGAGACGUCACACAGGGGCCGUUCUGGCUCCAUCAGCGCCGGGAUGUUUGUGCCCUGGGAGUGGAACGUUCCAGGCCAUCUCAGCUAGCAUGGAGCCUUGCCGAAAAGUCUGACGAUGACUGCUGGUUGUGGGCAAACUUAGCUAUGGGAAACAUCAUCCAUUUUGAAUCCUGAUUUUUUUUUUUUUUUGGUUGUCCAUUUGAAGAAACACACGACCUCAAUUUGCAUUUCUAUUUCCCCCCCUGUAGUCCUUGUGAUUUUUGAUUUUUGUUACUUUACUUGUUUGCCUUAUUCAAAGUGCUUUAGUUACCUUAUCAGCUGUGAGUUUGCUCAGCGUCUCUUCUUCCUGGUUUCUGUGAGAGGUGUACAUUUUCUUCUGUAUUUUAUGUAAUCAUUCCGAUAAUCAUUCUGUAUAUAAUUAAACAGUUUUCUGACAACA